Molecule: messenger RNA, 1918 nt
Organism: Colossoma macropomum (tambaqui)
Lineage: Eukaryota; Metazoa; Chordata; Actinopteri; Characiformes; Serrasalmidae
Product: leucine-rich repeat-containing protein 26
Exons: 3
Coding region: 567-1832 (421 amino acids)
Cellular component (GO): plasma membrane
Molecular function (GO): protein binding
Source: RefSeq, a predicted model, not a curated record
CUGUGACGGAUUCCAGAUGCUUCUGAUGGUUUCCUGAUGGGAUAUAAAGGUCUUCUACAGGAAACUAGUGCUCUCCAUUGGAAGCGAUUAAGCCAAUUUCCAUUAGAAAGCAAAACCAGUUGUACUCUACUACACCAGUGCUAAUACUGCCGCCCUGCUGGCAGAGUCAGGUGGUUCUCUGAGCUCCAGCUGGUCUGGAUGAGCUCCUGUAUGUCCUGUAGAUAUUCGGUCCCCACACGGAGAUAAAUACACACCCAGUGACGCACACACUCCUUCAGGGAGGAAGCAGAAGCUCUGCUGUUCUACACGGACACACCCGCAGAUCUGCUGGAGAACGACCACAGCAGCUCCACGCCAGACCACCGAGAGGACAGACCAUCACCACCACCACCACCAUCAUCAUCAUCAUCAUCAUCAUCAUCAUGACAGCUGAAGCUUGGACUCCUGAUCCCAGCUCACCUGGUCACCAUGGCAACCCUUAGACAAACCACAAGAGCCCUGAAACCUUGGCAGCAGCGCUAAACCCGGAGGCAAAAGCUAGGAGAUCCCUUAAGGUCACCUCCAACAUGAGAGAAAACAGAACACAACACAAACGGGUCUUCUCCCUUUGUGGCGUCCUCUUUAUUCUCUACCUGGCGUCUGGUUCUGAGGGACAGUCUCAGAGAUGCGAGUGUCUAGCCGCCAUGGUUUUGCCACAGCUUCCUUCGAAUCUCCCCAACGAGACCUGCUGCCUGAACUUCUCUGGGUCUUCACUUAACAAUCUGUCUUGGACGGCUUUCGGCUCCUUGGCCAAGCUUGAGAUUUUGGAUCUGUCGUUUUGUAACCUCACCCAUGUUGAUGAAACUGCAGUUGGUUUUAAGCUCUCCUCACUGCGAGAGCUGUACCUGGGUCACAACCAGCUCAGAUCAGUGCCUAGAACAUUUCUAGCUAACGCGUACAGUUUGGAAGUGCUGGAUUUGAGGGACAAUCUCAUGGAAGAUCUGCCUGUGGAUUUCUUGCAAAGCUCAAACCUCCUCCGUGUUCUGCUUCUGGAUGGAAACCGUCUGCAAUUUCUUCCCAGCACCAUCUUCAAACCUUCACUCCAGCAGCUGGAUUUGGAGGGAAACCCCUGGAACUGCACUUGCUCUUUGGCGGAGGAGCUCCAGAAGGUUCGGAAUGGCAACUCCACCAGCCUGGAGGACAUUGUGGGCAACCUGACCUGCGCUUCUCCACCAAGACUGGCAGGCAAGACCGUGUGGUCAGUGCAGGCUAAAGACAUCUGUCCACCAGGGCGCACUAGCCUUAGCGCCCUUUUUAUACUCCUACCGCUUUUCCUCCUCCUGGUCCUGUUGCUCUGCUGGUGCUGCGGCAAAACAGGGAAGAAGAAGGAGACCCAAACCUCCAGGUCCUGCAAGAAGGACACUCACCUGAACAGGAACGGACGCUGGGCUCAGGAAAAGCCGGCAUUCGAAGAGAAAGCGGGAGCUGGAGAAAGCGCCAAAGAUGCUAUGCUAAAGAACCAGCUAAUGCUGCGGCCUUCUUCGGCUCUGCUGGGCAGCACGCGGGACAUCUACGAAGAGGUGGAGGUCAAAUUGGGGUCCGUGGACUCUCUGGGGCCUCCACCCUCAACCUCUUCAGCAGAGGGGACUGUGGAUAAAGUGGAGAACGAGGAAAAGGAGGAGGAAGAUAGCAAGCAGGACCUGGAGACGGUCAGUGUGACCGAAGUGAUGAAGGACUCGGCUGACCGCGAGAAAGCCUACAUGACUCAGUCCACCAAAUACUACAGCCUGGUUCCCGGGCUAGAAAUCGAGGAUUCGGAUCAUGGAGAGUACGAGAGCGUGGAUCUGUCGUGACCCUCCGAAAAGUGUUUGCAUGUCAAUAAGAUAAGCUUUCAGGCUACGUUCGCUUUACAGGACGUUGACUUGGUCAGUUCCUUGUG